AUGGCCGACAGACCUAAUCCCCCACUAAGCUACGAGGCAUCCGCCACCACCACCCAUCCUCACGUAGGCUCAUGCUUACUGCCGGAAGUAGUUGCCUGUCUCAAGAACUCUCGAUAUCUUCAUCUAGCAACAUCGGACGGCCUCACCCCUCACGUCUCCCUCAUGUCAUACACCUACCUCUCCUCUACGCCCUUCGACGCCUACCCCGUAAUCAUCAUGACCACAAACCCCUCCUCCAAAAAGACUCUCAACCUAUCCGCAAACCCGCGCGUCUCUUUGUUAGUGCACGACUGGGUGUCCCAUCGCCCUCCCACUCGCGCACCCAACGGUCGGGAUGGCUCUCCACCACCCGCCGCAACUCGCUCUUCCUUAGCUAGCCUGCUAUUGAAUCUGAAUACAAGCGCGUUGUCCAGUAUAUCAACCACCAUCACAGGCACAGCCCGCUUUCUCGAGGUGGGGUCCGAGGAAGAGAAAUGGUGCAAAAAUCAGCAUUUGGAGAAUAAUACCUUUGUAGCCGCGCCCGGUGAAGCGGUGCCGUUUGGUCAACAGCGACGUGGGAGUGGAGUCGCGGAGAUCCCUAUGAUUGAUGAUGAUAGUCGAGUGGUGAUUGUGCAGGUGCGAGAAGGCAGGAUUGCGGAUUGGAAGGGUGGUGUGAGGGACUGGCAAUUGGUUGGGGAGGCGCCGCAGAUUAAUGGUAUAUAA
Molecule: messenger RNA, 702 nt
Organism: Talaromyces marneffei
Lineage: Eukaryota; Fungi; Ascomycota; Eurotiomycetes; Eurotiales; Trichocomaceae
Exons: 2
Coding region: 1-702 (233 amino acids)
Cellular component (GO): nucleus; cytoplasm
Source: RefSeq, a predicted model, not a curated record